This is a messenger RNA of Physella acuta, 1028 nucleotides long. RefSeq names its product integrin beta-1-binding protein 1. Gene Ontology annotation, molecular function: integrin binding. The record is from RefSeq and is a predicted model, not a curated record. Gene Ontology annotation, biological process: negative regulation of focal adhesion assembly; negative regulation of substrate adhesion-dependent cell spreading. Gene Ontology annotation, cellular component: lamellipodium; cell periphery; cytoskeleton. Lineage: Eukaryota; Metazoa; Mollusca; Gastropoda; Physidae.
AAACGAUAAAUUACCCUCAUUUACUAUAGAUCUAAAUCUAGCAGCCAUCUUCAUCUUGUUUAAGAUUUUUUUUGUAAACUUAUUGCGUGAGAUUCGGGGGAAGCCACUCUAUUUUAUAAAUGGCUGCUGUUUAUAUAGCAAAUCUUGCUCGCAAACACUGCUGUUUAAAGUUAAUUUCUGGCUUAUAUUGAUAUAUUUAGCCAGUGAUAUAGGUUUAUUAUUCAUUUAUCUAUAAUACUUGACCCAAAUAUAUCACAAUAUACUGCUAUUAAAGCUUUGGCAAUGAGUUAAUGGUACUUAACAUUGUCUACACAUUUGAUGCGAGCUUAGGAGCUAAAAUUCUACAAAAUGAUGAAAAUACAUGAGAAACCAAACAAGAUGAGUUAUUAUAAUGGUAGUCGUGAAUCAAUGGACAGCCAACUGAGUGGCUCAAGUAAUGAGAACUUAAGCUCUAAAGAUGACAAAGAAAGGGGUGACAAAAUUCUCCAUCAACGAGUACACUUUCAGGUGUACUACUUAGGAGUAGUUGAUCAAAUCAACAUGACCAACUCUAAAAAGAGAGACACAGAGCCACAAUUAGUGGAUAUUAUAGAAGAAAACCAGAUUGAAGGAAGACUGAAUGUUUUAGCCUCAGAAGAAAAUAAAGUUGUCAUGUUUGUGUCGAGGCAUGGCAUCAAAGUCAUGGACAGUAGCGGCCAGGAAGUCCUCCAGCGACAUCCCCUCCACACUAUAGCGCAACUCAUCCAGUACAAUGAUGGAUUUAACAGACCUAACAUUGCCGUCAAAAUUGGACAAGUUGGUAAACACUUGUACCAAUGCUACAUUUUCCAGUGCCAUUCAGAGGAUCAAGCUCAAGCAAUAUGCAACUGUGUUCGGAGAAUAUUUGAUGCCAUAACAUCAAAAGGUUAGGUUUUGUCAAGAGAUUUUCUGCAACUGCUGUACAUUUUAAAAAUAUACCUUGUGUUCUCUAUAUUUUUACAUGAUGUGAUAAUAAAAUGUAUACUACCAGUUACUUUUUAAAAUUUAUU